Molecule: messenger RNA, 1577 nt
Organism: Cryptomeria japonica (Japanese cedar)
Lineage: Eukaryota; Viridiplantae; Streptophyta; Pinopsida; Cupressales; Cupressaceae
Product: protein CHAPERONE-LIKE PROTEIN OF POR1, chloroplastic
Exons: 4
Coding region: 209-1126 (305 amino acids)
Cellular component (GO): chloroplast membrane
Source: RefSeq, a predicted model, not a curated record
GGCGCCGCUGACCGCUUAACAGGUGCACGACUUGGCUGUAUCUCAAAACAAUUAACCCGCGCUAAAACAGACGUAAAAUUUGUGCAUGGAAUUUACCAAGGGCGACAUAUCCAUCAACUUGCACGCUCGUUAACCGCCGUCCCCUGCAACCUCACAAUAAUGACACACAUUCUCAGGAGCCAUCCAACGCUCUUCCUCACAUUCUAAGAUGGCAAUGGUAGGGUGCCAGUCGGGUUUGUGCAACUCUCAAUGGAAUGCUUUGAAUUGCACUAGUAGAGUUGAAGGCGUGGGAGCUUGUCGCAGGGUUUGGAACCGCUGUAAUAUAAAUAACAGCGUUAAUUUUAGAAAAACUAAGUCCAGAUGGAGCAGGGUAAGAGAAGGAAAAUACUGGGGAUGCAGCGUGAAAAGGGUUCUGCAAACACAUGCCAAUUCCAAGGCUGAUGAUUCUUUGCCGUUUGAAAUGUCUUUGGAGAGUGCUUUGAAGGUGCUCGGCGUUAGAGAAGGCGCAUCUUUUGAAGAAAUUAUGAGGGCUAAAAAUUCUAUUCUCGACAGUAAUAGGGACAAUCAGGAGCUUGCUGCCCAGGUAGAGGCUGCAUAUGAUACACUGCUUAUGAAAAGCUUGAUGCAGCGCAGGGCAGGAAAAGUUGUAGAUAACAGCAUUCGGUUUGCUGAUGUAAAGUUAUUAGGUAACUCAGGUAUUGGUGGAAUGCCAGAGUGGCUGAAGAAUUUUUUGAAGAAUUCACCUGUCAGUGUUGAAGCUCCAUCUACUAAUGAUCUAGGCAUACAAACUGGGGUGUAUGGAGCUCUAAUGGCUUGGACUCUUGUUAAUGGAAUACAAUAUUCAGCAGGAGGGCAGUAUUCUAGUGGUGGAGCUGAUGUACCUGGUCUGAUUUUAGCUACUGGGUUUGGAGCUUCACUUUACUUUUUGCGCAAGAAAAAUGUUAAGCUAGGAAAGGCAGCUGUAAUAACUGUUGGAGGUCUCGUGGUUGGAGCAGUUCUUGGGGGAGUAGUGGAAUCGUGGUUACAGGUAGACGUAGUUCCACUAUUUGGUAUUAGUUCACCUGCUGUGGUUGUGAGUGAGUUUGUGCUCCUCUCGCAGUGGUUGUCUUCAUUGUACUUUAGAUGAAAGCUCGUUCCUUCCCCAUGAUGAAGAUACAAAUAUGUACCUUAUCAUCACAUGCCUUGAUGUUAGGAGAUCAGCAGGCUGAGAAGGUUCGUGCUUAUGAGUGCUAGUUAAUCUCUUAAUAUUAAGAGGACCUAAUCUAUGCUUUGGAAUGGCUGAAGCCUGAAAUCAUUUAUUUGUACAUAAAUCUAAUAUGGGUUGCAUUUUAGAGGCUCACAAAAGGGUCACUUGAAAUGUAUAGCCUAACUCAGUCAAUGUAAAAUUCAUUUAUUUUGCAACAGCAGUUUAGUUUCAAGUGCUAGGUGUAGGUAUGACUUUUCAUUUGUAGGAUGAUUUUUGCUGUGUCACAUAUGCAAACAACGAAGUCGUAGAGUGCAUAUGUACGAACAUUGGAAUUUCAAAAUUUUAAAUGUUUUAUAAUUUUUUUUUUAAGGCAAAAUACAUUUCCUAAAUA